CCGUUCUGCUUCCUGGCCCUUCGGAAAGGCACGGGCGCCAAACCCGUGCGGGAAUACCGGCGGGUGAGGCGGGGGGGCGGGGGUCUGGCGCGGAGGCCUCGGCAUCUGCCCGCGCGAAAAAAAGGCGGCGCGAUAGGGCGGCGGUGGGACGAGCGAGGUUUGCCCCCGAAGCACCCGAGGACCGAUGACCACCCACUCCGUACCUCUGUCCCCCGUCCGCCACGAUCUGCCGCCGUGCAGACGCAUUUGGGCUCCGACGAGGGCUCGGCGACCCGCCCGGCGCGGUCUGCCCUCGCGACCCGCCAGCUGGGGCCCGCCUGCUCGUUGAACGUCAUCGCCAGCCCCGCCCGGCGGCCACCCUUGCGCAUGUGGUCGACCCGUCCUCUGGCUCCCACCCAUCCCGGGCGCGUGCCCUGGGGCAGCGGUACGCGGACCUCCACCCCCCCGGCUUGGGCGGGGGGGGAGGUUGACGAGGGACACCAGCUUCGGCGACGGCACAGCGGAGCCGAGGUGGAAGAGCAAGAAGAGGACGAGGCCGUGAACUUCAGGGAGAUGCCAUGGCCCCAGCCAAAUGCAUCUUCACGCCGUCUUUUUCUCAUUCGACGAGAGCUGGCUUCGGAGGCGGGCGAGUUGGGACAACGGCAGCUCUCAAAAUCUGCACCGGCUUCCCGAGCCGCGCCCGAGCGGAGCUGCGUCCGAGCGUGGCGGCGAGGGGGGCCCCCGAAGGCCAAGUACCGCGGUCUCAGCACAAGUCUCGGCCCUCCUCUGAGAGCUGAGGAGAGGCCGCCUUCGCUAGAAGAAUGUUUCUGCAUCUUCGAGUCUCAGCUCAGGUAUCACCCUCCUCUGAAAGCUAAGAGGCCGCCUUUAUGGCGCCGCGCACGGUGCUGAGCGGGGACGAGGAGGAGGAGGAGAAGGAGGAGGAGGAGGAGGAGGAGGAGCAGGAGGAGGAUCCCGCCAGGAAGAUCUUUCCCUGGCGCCUAGAGCUGCGGGGGUGCCGCGCCGCGCCGCCGCGCGCGGAGGGCCACGGCCACGGCCGCCAGGCUGGCGGCCGCUGCCCCGACGAGCGAGGCGGCGGCGGCAAGGCUGACGCCGGGCAGGCCUGAGCUGCAUCGAAGCGCGAAGUCGCAUCGGACUGGGGCGCAUCGGACCGCCAGUGGAUCGCCCCGACUGCCUUAUACCGACCCCACACCGGAUCGACAUCGGACCGCCGCGCCCAGCUUCUGCUGGCCCUGGCCGCUGCUGGCGAACGGGCUCCAGUCUUGGCGGCGCGC
Messenger RNA from Prorocentrum cordatum, 1271 nucleotides. Lineage: Eukaryota; Dinophyceae; Prorocentrales; Prorocentraceae. The record is from the annotation of a GenBank genome assembly.